This is a messenger RNA of Doryrhamphus excisus (bluestripe pipefish), 1983 nucleotides long. NCBI's taxonomy places the organism in Eukaryota, Metazoa, Chordata, Actinopteri, Syngnathiformes, Syngnathidae. The record is from RefSeq and is a predicted model, not a curated record.
CUUACGCUAACAAGAGCUAAUAAGAGCAGAGUGUUGUCAUCCACAUAGAACUACUCAGGGCCGAGACUUUUUUACUUCCACCCGUACUAGUAGUACUGCACAGUUGUGAGUAUUAGUACACGUUCGUCCGUGUAUUGUCGUGUCGUCGUCGAAGUGCGACUUUUUGUGUCUGGUUUAUGUCGAUGCCUGAUCUCUUGUUGUUCAGAACGUAAGUUGCAGCGGGGCUAGGUUGUAAUUCUCGGAACUUCCCCCACCCAUCCUGUGUGCCAUGCAUCGGUAACAUAACACCCUUGUUAGCCGCCUGCCUGACUGGAGCUACAAACCGGGCCUUCAAUUUUAACUUUUUACUCCCACCCAUCAACAUGAAGCUGCAGUGUGAUGUGGAUGUGGUCAACCGGAUGCUGCCCACCUUAGGCAUGAAAAGUCGCGGCAAAGGGGCGAGAGCAGUGCUGUCCAUAGGAAAACACUUGGACAAGACGAGUCAACGCAGUACUGUCUAUAUGAUGAUCUGCACAGCUAAGGACAGAGCAGGCUCCAAAUAUAAGCUACAAGACAACAUAGAGAAGUUCUUUACGUCGUUUGUGGAGAAAGGCAAGGCUACUGUCAGAUUAAAGGAACCGGCUAUCGACAUCUGUCUGAGCAAGGCCGACGCCAACAGCUUGAAGAACUUUCUCUCGGCAGCUCGCUUGGCCGACAGAGGAAGUGUCAUGAGCAGCCUCCUGCUAUCGACCCUGACGCCUGUUCGCGCCAGAGAUGUGGAGCAGCCCAAGAAGAAGCUGACCAUCAUCUCCAAGAAGGACUACCCGCUCACCUCCAGCUUCCCUUACUCUCUGGAGCAGCUGCAGGUCUCAUACUGCAAGCUGUCGCGUGUUGACAUGCGCAUGCUGACACUCAAAGCUCUUCGUGUACUGGACCUCAGUAACAACCACAUCAAGAAGCUCCCCGCCACCAUUGGUGAUCUCGGCUGCCUGUCUGAGCUCAUCCUCCACAAUAACCACCUGGAAGCCUUCAGCGAGGCCCUUUGUCUUUCAACUUUGCAGCGGACGCUUCAGCUCCUGGACCUCAGCCAGAACCGACUGCAGUCCCUCCCUGCUCAGUUGUGCCAGCUAAGGGAACUGGUGAACCUCAAGCUGGACGACAAUAGGCUGCUUUGUUUGCCAGUCCACAUUGGUCGCCUGACUAAGCUGAGGUUCUUGUCUGUGGCGCACAACCGGCUAGCUGAGCUGCCAGGUGACUUCCGCAAGCUGAGACUGGAAAACCUGGACUUGUUUGGGAACCCUUUCAUCCAGACCAACCCUCUGAAUAACACAAUGCAGCUCACGUUUCCAGUCCCUCUUCAAGAGCUUGCUUCAAGGGCUGUAGCAGACCUCAGAAUUCCAUACGGACCUCACCUCAUUCCUGCACAUUUAUGCCAAGACCUGGAUGGUGCAAAGACCUGCGACUGUGGAUGCUGCUGCAUCAGCUUCUACAUUAAGACAGUCGUGAGCAUGAACCUACACAAAGUGUCUCACACCGUGGUUCUGGUGGACGACAUGGGCGGCACACACGCUCCGGUGACCCAGCACUUCUGCUCUCUUUCCUGCUACUCGGUGUUCUUGGACAACUCCCUACAGAGGGGAAUCAGAUGAGUUGACAUUGACGUGAAAGUGAAGCAGUUUGCAGGUGAUGUGACGGGACAGGACUCAACAGUGGCAGUUUUCAACUGUUUUUUUGAGCUGCCUGUUUUAUAACUUAAAAUAUCUGGCAUUUAAUACAUGGCAAAAGAGGCAGGUAUUCUUCCAGUCCCCUACUGACCUACUUCAGUAGGGAGAGGGAAUAACACCAUUAGAUUUUCCAUGAUCUCAAUUGACUCUUGUAGUUCUUUUCUGAAAGGGCCUUUUUUAUUGCGCUGAUGACCCAACUCUUUUUAUAUGUGUUGAGCAUUUAAAUAAAAGUAUGCAUUUUGUCUCUGGAAGUUUAUUGCAGGAAUUUUAAAAACAUUAA